CUCAAGUCCUCCCUUUCGAGAUCUGCAACCUAGGCGCACAAUCCCACGUCAAAGUCUCUUUUGACAUGGCAGAAUACACAACCGACAUCAAUGGGCUCAGUACUCUCCACCUCUUCGACGCAAUUUGUACGGCAGGGCUCGAGAAACACGCCAGGUUCUACCAAGCGUCCCCUUCAAAGUUCUAUAGAGAGGGUAGUCGUGACGCCCCAGGGCGAGACCACCCCGUUCUAUUCUCGCAGCUUGCACGGCAUCGCUAAGCGUUAUGCAUAUUGGAUCAUGGUAAACUACCGUGAGGCAUACGGCAUGUAUGAGUGUACCAGGAUCUUGUUCGACCAUGAGAGUCCAAGGCGAGGGAGGACAUUGUUACUAGGAAGAUCUACAUCAGCGCUGGCAAACAGUGCUGUUUGUACCCCAGUAACAUAGGUGCGCAGCGAGACUGGGAACAUGGUACAAGCGUGUCUUUCAUUCUCUUCAGCUAACCAAGAUGUGGACUACGUCAAGGGCAUGUGACACAUGUUCCAACAACCCGCCCCUGUCCUCGUGACGGGAGAGGCUUAUCCUGUGAGAGAAUGUGUCGAAAAGGCCUUUGCAAUGACGAUAAGUGCAUAGUAUCACCUUUUUCAAAUUUGAGUGCCCGGAAGGAACC
Messenger RNA from Suillus fuscotomentosus, 646 nucleotides. RefSeq lists its product as uncharacterized. The record is from RefSeq and is a predicted model, not a curated record. Gene Ontology annotation, molecular function: GDP-mannose 4,6-dehydratase activity. Bases 91 to 423 code for a protein of 110 amino acids. Lineage: Eukaryota; Fungi; Basidiomycota; Agaricomycetes; Boletales; Suillaceae. The transcript is spliced from 2 exons. Gene Ontology annotation, biological process: GDP-mannose metabolic process.